UGCCGAAACCAGAAGGGAGUGAAAUUCAAAGCUUGCCAAAGCUUAGAGGGUAAAAUUACCAUUUUAAUACGGCUUUCUCCGAGUGGAACACCCGUUAAGCUGGUUUCUUGUUUGCGAAAAAGAAAAUUUGGUUUACAGUAAUACGGGACGAAUAUCAUUCGGUAAGCAAAGUAGUGGGAAUCGAGGAACGUUUUUAAAAGUGCAAUUUACCGGUUGAAGAGAACGUGGGUAACAAAGUCCGGAACCUUCUAAUUCGUACGUGAAAAGCCGUGAAAACGUGUCACAACACAGUCGAACCGAGAUGGCCCGUUUAGUCUAAGUAAAUAACGGAUUAUUCUAUUUGAACAAGUGCUCGGGAGAAACGUGUCUCUUGAUAAUAUUUUCGUCCAUUUUUUUUCGUGCCUCCAGCCUGAAAGUACCAAGACGAGAAAAUACAUUGUUUACAAUCGCCUUUCAGUCAAAGUGAUUGACAGGAACGCGUGUAAGGAUUAAUUGCUAUCGUUUUCUGAGUGAUGUGAUUGGACAAGAGGCUUGCUGUGACAUGACCAUAGUGGAUCGAAUCUGAACUUGUUCUGCGCAUAUAGAGUUGUUUGGGAAGGAAGGUUCGUGGGAUUUUGGCGGAGGGAACCUUCUUGAAUUUUGAACUAUCGACGAUGAAAUGAGGACUAUCGAAGGACAGGGGAAUGGAGAAAACCUUGGUGCAAUCGGCUUCCCCGAAGAGAGGACCGAGCUCUGCCGAUGCGAAUUUAAGCAUCGUGUUAAAUCUUAUGUGUCAUACAACUUGCCAUCGCCAAGGAGGCGAAACUGAGAAAUUUGCAAAGAGAGCCAUCGAAUCGCUGGUGAAAAAACUUCGAAAGAAGUCUGAAGAGCUCGACUCACUGAUCACCGCUAUCACGACUAAAGGAUCCAAGUCGUCAAAAUGUGUUACGAUUCAGAGAACUCUAGAUGGCAGACUUCAAGUUUGUGAGCGCAAGGGCUUUCCGCAUGUGAUCUACGCUCGGUUGUGGCGAUGGCCCGACAUUCAAAAAAUGGAGAUGAAACAUUUGGAGUUUUGCCGAUACGGUUAUGAUUUGAAGUACGAGAGUGUUUGCGUCAAUCCGUAUCAUUAUGAGAGAAUUCGCAGUCCAGCCGCUGCAACUCUUUCUGUGAAAGCAACAUCUCCAAACUGUGACAAAUGUGCAUUAUCUGUAUUAAAAGAAAGCCCGCCUCAGCCAGUAACAACAUAUGAUCAACCAAAGUACCUGGAGGCAGGACCUAGCAACUCAAUACCUGGACCAAGUAACAUUCCAUGUUCUGCAGAUCCAUGUCCUAUCAUUGUACGCAAUUUACUUUGGCAUGCUGUUUACAGGCAUCAAAGCACUGAUGCAGAGAGCUUCAGUAGACGGGCUAUUGAAUCCCUGGUGAAGAAACUAAAAAAGAAAUUCUUCGAGCUGGACUCACUGAUUGUAGCGAUAACUUCUAAGGGACGGCAACCGUCCAAGUGUGUCACUGUGCAAAGGACCAUGGAUGGAAGGUUGCAAGUCGGGGACAAGAAAGACUUUCCACAUGUCAUCUAUGCUCGCCUCUGGAGAUGGCCUGAUGUACACAAGAUGGAGAUGCGGCAUAAAGAAUUUUGCCAGAAUGGUUAUGAUACAAAACGAGAAAAAGUUUGUGUUAACCCAUAUCAUUAUGAAAGAGUUCAGCCACCAGAUUGGUUCAGAGCUUCUUUGUAUGGAAAUUCACAUAAAUCACAUAGCAGUUCAGAAGUAGACAGCAGCCAUAAGAGUGAUGAGGACACAAAUGGAGGAUCGUUAUCAAAUGAAAAUAGUUUGGGCGAGAAAAAUAAUUGUUUCUGUCCGCAUACCAAUUCUUCUCAAGGAAGGAAGAGACCAGAAAUUCAGGAUUCAAGUUUUUUCAACUCCAGAUUAAAGCGAAAAGCUGAUUUUGAUGGAAACAGGACAAUGUCAGCUUGCUCAUCAGUUAGUUACUCUAGUGAUAGUGAUGAAGAUAUCGACAUUGAAGCAGAUUCACCAAAAAGAACAAAGCUUUCUCCAAGUGAAAUUUCUGAGAAACGAAGUCCACUUGCAGUAGAUGAGAGAUUGAAUAAUUCUGAUGGUACACCAAAUUGUGUUUCACAAAGAGUACGUUGUGCCUUGUGUAACUGUGUGAAUAACAGUGUGUUAGGACAGGGAGACCUGAUAUGUUUCGGCAGAAUAUCAUCUGGCUUUCAAAGACACUCUAGAAGUCCACAACGACAACAACAGAAUGUUACCUCAGCUUACCGACACUCUCAUUACCCCACUGCUGGUGGUUCACAUCCUUCCCAGGGAAGGAAAAGCCCCCGUGAUGGAGAGUUUCAAGAUCACAGGCAAUAUUCCUGGACAUACAGGGCUGAGGCUGCUAACUCAACAGUGCACCUGAGCCCUCAGAUCCACGGGGAAGCACCUGGCAGAAUCCCUGAUGGAAAAUCCAGCACAAUAAACAAUUCUACCAACAGCAGGCAGUCACCAGCUCCCCAUGAAGAUCUUUCCAGUGUUGGGUUUGAAGAGGAGCCAGAUCUGGUUGAUUUGUGCGACAUGUCUGGUUAUGUAUGGGUGCAUGAUAGGUGUGCGGCAUGGACACUGGCCUCCUUAGCAACCAAGUCAUCAGUAGAGUUUACAAUAGACUUAACAAGUCAGAUUCUAUCAAAGAAGUGUUCUUUUUGUGGUCGUUUUGGUGCUAGUGUUGUAUGUGAGAUGUCAGAUUGUGGAAGAAUAUACCACUACCCUUGUGCAAUGGCUGCUAGGACGUAUCAGGAUAUGAAAACUAUGAAACUGUACUGUUUGAAUCAUGAAGAUGUUAUCAGAAGAAUAGCAUUCUGUGACAAAUGUCAUCAAGGUGGUGAAUUAUCACAACUGCUACUCUGCACAAAAUGUACCUGCCAUUAUCACAGUUACUGCUGUUCACCUCCUGUUCGUGCUACAGAGUCUGUCAGGGUGGGCUGGGAAUGUGCUCAGUGUAAGUCUUGUCAGGCUUGCAGGCAUGGUUCAAUUAAAGACAAGCUGCUGAUUUGCCGCAGCUGUGACAAGGGUUACCAUUCUCUGUGUACAGUACCUGUGGCUAACUCUACAGAAAAGUUUGGCUGGAAGUGUGAGAAAUGUCGACAGUGCAGGCAGUGUGGAACAAAGAAAACAUCAUGCUGGCACAUUGAUUACACUUUAUGUGACAAGUGCUACCAAAACAAACACAAAACAAGUCGAUGUCCUAUGUGUAAUGAAGAACAGGGCAACCAGAAGGUGAUCCAGUGUGAUUCAUGUAGCAGAUGGAUUCAUACUGUUUGUGAUAAUAUCACUGAAGAAAUCUACAGCAAACUUGAACAAGAUAGCAGCAUAAUCUAUGUGUGCAAAAUUUGUAGAGAGGAAGUUGAAAAUAUUAAGAAAGAAUGUAGACGAGAGAUUAAAACAGAUCCAACAGAGUUGGAAGAAGUAUCUCCAGUCACAGCUAUGGUUUUAUCCCAGGAGAGUUACAAGGGACAGAACACAAGACACAGCUCCGUUGUCACCACCAGCAUGGCUGCCACACCCUUGUGUAUGUCGUGGAUGACAUCAGAACCUGUCCAGUGGUCUCGUUUACGAAUGACCUAUUCUUUUGAAUAUUUCAUUAUGAAACAGUAUGGUAAAGUGUUACUUUAGGGCCAAUGUGUUGGAAGUGUUCAAAACUAUUGCAAAAGGCAAAAUUAUGGUCCAUUUCUAUGGAUAUUUUGUUUUUGGAAGAAAAAGAUAUUUUGCUGUAGUUAGAAUAUCCUAUGUCAAACUUUCAGAUUGCCACCAUAACAAACCUUUUGCUUCUUCUGAAGACAGUUUUGAAUACUUUCAUUUUUUGAUAAUUUGGUUUAUAUGGUAGUUAUUGAGCGUCUGUCCCAGAAGCCUUGUUUUGGUAGGGUGCAUGUCAAGUAGCAACUAGGAAUGGUGAGUUUAUUUGGGUUGAAUCAUAUGGCUGUACACACAAGAUAGACGUUUAGGCAAAUUAUCUGUUUGCCUUUGAAGUUCUUUAUAUUGAUGGAAGAAUUCAAUCUUGUAAAUUGUAUAUUAUAUUAAAUUAUCUGCAUGUCAUCACUGAUAUUUAAAUAUUACAAACAUACAUACACUGAAUUUUCUUAAAGCAUUAAAUCAACUGUCGCAAUAAGAGAUGUAGUGACAAUGCAAAGGAAAUCUAUAAUUUAUAUACGCAGAUAUUAUUUUCCAGUUCAAAGUGAAAUCCCUUGAAUUACUUCAGAUAAAAUGCUAUUUAUUACUAUUAAUGAAUGUCCAUUCUGUCAAAUACUUGUUGAAGAUAAGAUGUGACUCUAAUCUUUUGAAGAUGUUGGUGAGUUUUCUUGUUGAACAUUAUCAUUUUCGUAAAUGAACUUUGGUGUAAAUGUAAGUUUUACAGUUGAUACUAUUACAUGUUUUGUCCUGAUUAAUGUUAGUCUCAACUUUUUCAGAACAAGUUUCUUGCUUGCUUGCUUGCUUUAACACCAAAAACAAUUUUUGCUGCAUUACAGAAUUUUGAGUUUAUUAAAUUCAUUUGGUGAGUUACUUAUUUUUGAUCAUGUGGCAGGUUUUCUUUGUAUGACAACUUGUCCAUUGUAAAUCUGUAAGGAUGCAAAAAUUUAUAUAUUGAUGUAUAUACAGAUAUAUGCAGGUACAUAUAUAUUCAGUCAGUUUUUAUAACUAUUGUCAUGAGAGAUUUUGAUUUUGGUAAUUUAUGUAUGUAAUCUUUAAUUCCUUUUCUUGGAAGACAAGUAGCACCAAAACAAAGCCUUAUAUGACACAAUUUUUAGCAAGUUUUUUUUUCCUGUGAUUAUUUACUGGUAUAUGUGGCUUAAACUUGUUUUUGGUUCAAGAGAUUUUUCAAACCAGGUUGAAUUUAUUGUCACCUGUUUCAUAAUAAUACUAUAUUGAAUGCAAGACAAAGGACAUAUUUCAAGUUUCAACCCAAAGAAGAUUUCAAAUUUCAAAUUUCACCCAAAAAUAGAUUUAAACCACAUGUACAUCACUGUUAGUUAUUGCUCAUGCUCACUAUAACCCAUGAAAAAAAUACUGAUGCCAUGUAUUCCACCCGAGAUUCAUAUCUUCAUGUGAUUGGUAGUUGUGUUUGGAAACUGUGACUGAGUAACAGCCAGAGAGACUUGUAGGGUUGCUGAACUGGUUUGUCAUGGACUGUUUUUGUGCAAAUUUCAAUUGUUUGUGCGUAGGAAACUCAUGAGUGAACAGAGACGUCUAUUUUCUUAGACUACAGGCACAUGACUUGUGCAAUAUGCUGAAUACUUUAUAACUAUGAUUUGAUGCAUGGCCAGAAAUCUGCCUUGACAGGUCUGUGCUAGAAUAAAGAAAAACAAACAUACCCUUACACUCCUUUAGUUCAAAAUUCAAAAUGUUUAUAAAUUAUAUGUUACAAAGUUAUUCAAUGCAAGGCCAAAAAUUGAUGCAAAGUUUGUCAGAUUAUAGCUAAGGAAAAAAGCUACUUUUAAGGUAGAAGACUAGAUUCUUUUUACUUGCGGAAACUAAACUGAUCCAUGGUGGUGAAGCUGGCUAUGCAUUAAAUUACAGAUAUGGAACUUAUUUACUUCUAGAGUGGUGCCUCCUGAUAAAUACAAAAUGUUAUUAACCUUCUAGGGCUGGAACCCAAUUAUAAUUUUGUUUGGCUACUGUGGUUGAGUCUGUUUUGAGGAUUUGUACAAACAGUGAUUAUUUUUAAUACAUCCUGAUUAUAAAAUUGUUAUAGAGAAAGUCACCCUCCACUCAUUCAUACACUUAAUUGAAUCUAUUAAGACUGUUUACACUGAACUGUCAAUCUAAAGUAAAAAAUUAAUUUCAUUUUACAGAAACUUACCUGUUGAGAAAGAGAAACCUCUAUUUUUAUUGUUUUCUACGUAAUAAGUGGAUCAAUUAAAAUCUUAUUUUAUACUGCAA
Molecule: messenger RNA, 5912 nt
Organism: Orbicella faveolata
Lineage: Eukaryota; Metazoa; Cnidaria; Anthozoa; Scleractinia; Merulinidae
Biological process (GO): cell differentiation; SMAD protein signal transduction; BMP signaling pathway
Cellular component (GO): heteromeric SMAD protein complex
Molecular function (GO): DNA-binding transcription factor activity, RNA polymerase II-specific; RNA polymerase II cis-regulatory region sequence-specific DNA binding; I-SMAD binding
Source: RefSeq, a predicted model, not a curated record